Messenger RNA from Manihot esculenta (cassava), 2507 nucleotides. RefSeq lists its product as uncharacterized. Gene Ontology annotation, molecular function: protein binding. The transcript has 18 exons. The record is from RefSeq and is a predicted model, not a curated record. Bases 705 to 2150 code for a protein of 481 amino acids. NCBI's taxonomy places the organism in Eukaryota, Viridiplantae, Streptophyta, Magnoliopsida, Malpighiales, Euphorbiaceae.
CAAAGAAAGGUCUUUCUUUUACUAAUUUCACUUUGUACUUCUCUAUCUACCUUUUUCUCUGUGGAAAAAAAAAACAAUUGCCUGAAUACGGGAUUUCAAAAGGAAUAAUUCUAGCUUGAGAGCUUUCUUAAAAGCUUUGUGGAUUUCUAUUUUCGUCCCAGCAAAUCUGAAUUGAUCGGUAAUGUAAUUUAUUUGACCUUUGUUUUGAGAGGGGAGGAAGGAAAAUAAGGAUAAAAAAUACAGGGAAGAAAGCUCUUUAAAUUGGAGGAAAAUAAAAAAAAAUUAUUGCAAUAAGGAAUAAUUCAGUAUAUUUGAUGCAUAAUUGUGAAAGAGCAAUUAUGAGAGGAAGGAAGAUGUGCUUUUAUUCAUCUGCGAAGAAUGAUGUCGCUCAUGUUCUCGCCUCAAGUCAGGUCAAGGAGGUUUGGAUUCGGCUCUCUAAUCGCUUUCAGUUAAUAAUAUUUUUUUCAUUUUCAAAAAAAGAAAAAAAUGAUAAUAAUAAUAUAUAUACACGACCCGCUCACCUUAUCAUGCAAGCGGUCGGCGCAAGUUAGCACUAGAGCCAAUGGCGGGAAAAUGUUGAGGACAAAACGGAAAAGACAAUAGUGGACAGUUUUUGGUCCUUAAUUCCCCAAAUUUCCUACAGCGCUAUAGAGCGGCGGUGAUUGCAAUAGAGUUGCGUAAUUUUGUUGCAGCGGUGGUGCUGUAUGGAGAAAUACUUGGUACCUCUAAACCCCUCACCGGUAACCCAUAAACGCCUUCCGAGCCAUGGAUGGAAGAGGAGCCUAAUUGAAUUGAAUGGGAGGUUUGAGCCCAAGUACCGUCACCAUCUUUCUGCUUUGCUUAUGCAAUCCUACUCUGAGAUCGGAGCAUUUUCCCAUUUUUAUCAUGUGAAUGGAGUUCCAUGUCAAACUCAUCUAAAUCGAAUUGAUAGUGUCGCAAAUAUGGAUUCCCCAGUUCCAAUUACAAGGCAAGGCAUCUCUGCCCUUGAAUUUGACACCAAGGGAGUUUACUUAGUAUCUGUGACAAAAUCGGGAUGCUUAACAGUACAUGACUUUGAGUCUCUUUAUUGCCAUACUAAUGCCUUGUUGCAAUGCUUAAAAGAAGAUGAAAGCAAACAUGUGUUGCACCUUUCUUUAAACCGACAACUUGAUGUUGUUCGUUGGAAUCUUUCUAACCAAGAUGAGGUUGCCUGCACAUCUAUGAAAAAAAAUGAAGUACUCAUUUUUGACAUUGGUUAUAUCUCAUCAGAACCAGUUGAAGUUUUAAGAACUAGGCGUACUGUCACUGUUCAUGGGUCUGAAGUUCAUAAAGGUCUAACUGAUAUAGCUUUUACUACGGUUGACAAAUCAAGGCUAAUUGCUUCUGAUACAAAUGGUGUUAUUAAUCUAUGGGAUAGAAGAAUGGGUGUUCUUCCAAGUAUUGAGCUUACAACUAAUUGUCGUAGCACCAUCAACAGCAUUCAAUUAAAUGUGGAAAAUCAGCUGGUUUUUGGGGCUGGCAGGCAUGGAAUAAUUUAUAUGUGGGACCUCCGUGGUGGAAGGGCAUCUGCUGCCUUUCAAAGUCAUAAAGAGGUUUGCCAUCCACCCGUAACAUAUUGGAAGCUCGCAUCAAUGUUAGAGAAAAUUGGGACUUUAAAGGCACAAUCGGCUAUUGUCCCCAAGGAAGUGCACUCCAUUGAUUUUGAUCCAUCUUGUCCAUAUCAGUUGGCAUUUCACCUCGAUGAUGGUUGGUCAGGUGUUCUUGAUAUUUAUAAUUUUCAAGUUACACAUGUUCAUUGCCCUCCUCCGGCUUGGUUGAAUGAUUCCAACAUUUCAGCUGAUCUGUUAUACUUGAGAAAGCCAUCAUGGCUACCAACAUAUUCUGUGUAUGUGGUUGGGUCAUCAUCUGCCAAUGGCAUUCAUCUUUUAGAUUUCUACCCUGAUCCUAGCUCUCCCUGCCAUGUGGACUACAGUGAGGAGGAUGUAGAGAGGCAUUCAGGGUUGGGCAAUCAAAAGCAAAAUAAGUUUGUUCCAUUGUCUGAAGCGGUUACUGCAUGUGCUACACAUCCCAUUAAUGGUACCAUCAUAGCUGGAACUAAGCAUUCCUCUUUGACGGUUGUAUCCCAACGAAAGCAGUCGAUUUCUGGAGGUAGCCACUUCAUACAAAAAUGAAGAUUCAAUUAUUCAAAUGGUCUCGGAUGGAAGAUGCACUAAAUGUUCAAUGCACUAUUUGUAUCACAGUAGCUUUGGAGGCGGAACCCUCAUCAACUUACGCAAUCUUUUCAGUUCGAAGUGGUCCUCUCACUUGUAUUAUACAUGCUUAAUGAACGGAUGAUAUGAGAUGACUAGUUAUUUUAUGUACCGAGACAUCGAGGGAGGCUGUUCUCUUUUAUUUAUUUUUUCAAUUAUGUGAAUAGAAUGGUUAGCCAAAUGAGUUCUCUUGUACAUGUGAAUAAUCGAUACGGGAAACAAUGAUUCAUAUUUCAGACAAUAACACAGUAUAAUCAACAAUGAUUCAUAUUUCAGUUC